AUGAUCGGUCAACCAUUUGGUUCAAAACUUCUCUCUCGAAAGAAAAAUGCACGUGGCUAUUUAAUUCUCUUAGCACCAACUCCAGAACUUUGGAGUCGAGCACUGCGUCAUCGUACUCAAAUUGUUUUUACACUUGAUGCAAGUGCCAUCAUGUUUGCUGCUGCUUUGCACUCGGGCUCACGUGUCAUCGAAUCUGGAACAGGUAGUGGCGCCCUCACGACAAGUUUUGCACGAACAGUAGCACCUGAUGGUCAUGUCUAUACCUUUGAGUUCAAUGCGCAUCGAGCAGAAAUUGCGCGUCAAGAAUUUAAGCGCAACAAUCUUGAGAACGUUAUCACGGUGCAAUGCAGAGACGCGUGUGCGCAAGGAUUCCCUAUGGAGCUGAAGGGUUCAAUCGAUAUGGUAUUUUUAGACUUGCCUAGUCCCUGGAUGGCUGUUGGUCAUGCGGCGAAGAUGUUGAAGCAGGGAGGAUUCUUUGCGUCCUACUCGCCAUGCAUUGAGCAGGUUCAGAAAACGUGUGAUGCUCUUAAAAGCGCUAAUUUUGAGUUAAUUCGUACAAUUGAGACGAGGCUGGUGCCGUACAAUUCGCGACGAAUUGAUCUUCCCGUGCCGGACUUUGGAUUCGGUAAAAAGGUGUCAACGAGGACUGAGGCUACGAAGAUGACGUGUGUCGAGAAGGAGUUGAAUGAAGACAUGAGUAAAGACACUAAAGAGGAAAAAGAACUGGAGCGGAAGAAAAACGGCGGAUGCAAGCGCAAAUAUAUCCCUGGUGGUGUCGGAGAUCACAUUGUGGCCAAGAAGGAUGAUGAGAUUCGCGGACAUACUGCAUACCUUACGUUUGCUACCAAGUUUUUCGAAUAA
Molecule: messenger RNA, 861 nt
Organism: Peronospora belbahrii
Lineage: Eukaryota; Oomycota; Peronosporomycetes; Peronosporales; Peronosporaceae
Source: the annotation of a GenBank genome assembly